UUGCCUUUCAUUUUGCAAAAGAGAUGGGCAAAAUUGUAACAAAAGAUUUGCAUUCACACCUACUCAAAUCAAGAAAAAAGCUGCAUUGAAAAAGAUAGGUAAAUACCCGUCUAUUUCUGGCGGAGCAGUGCUCUAACCAAACCGACACCUUUAAAAAUGCGUCGCCGUGCCGGUCUAGGUGCCAUUCAACAACAGCAGUUAGCUGCUGAGAAGUAUAAGGAUAAAUUUACAGAUUUGCAGGAAUCGCAGUUUGAGCAAAUGUCCAAACAGAUGGACGUAUUUCGUGCAAAGUUAGAAGAAUUUGCGGUGAAACAUAAGCAGGAUAUCCGCAAAAACUCGCAGUUUCGUAAACAAUUUCAAGAAAUGUGUGCGGCGAUCGGAGUUGAUCCCCUUGCUACAGGCAAGGGCUUCUGGAGUGUCCUCGGAAUAGGUGAUUUCUAUUACGAAUUGGGGGUACAAGUUGUUGAAGUGUGCUUGGCGUCAAAUCAUAAAACAGAAAACAUUGAAUAUGUUCAGCCACAGGAGGGAUAUAAUAUUUUAUUGCAAUGCGAUAUCAAAGGCUUAGUAAAUGGGGGAAAUGUUGAAGGAACCAAGAUUUACUGGUAUUUUAAGCAAUGCCGUGAAAAAACUGUGGACGGUGAUCGCCAUCACGAUUGGUUGCAGCUUCCGUGUGAGGAAAACUUCUGCAAAUCUGAUUUGUUACUCCGCAAUGUCACCGAAGAGUAUUCUGGCUUAUAUAAAUGCGCAGUAAUUCCGUUAGAGCCCAGAUCUGACAAAGUGCAUGCUCGACUUUUUCAACUCGAAGUAAGAAAUAAAAGCAUGGUGGUACCCAAAUUUAUUGAACCUCAUCCUUUGAAUAAAAGUGCAAGUACCGGCGAGCAGGCAGUAUUCCAUUGUCGUGUGCAAAGCGAAGAGCAUCCGACCAUAAAGUGGUUUCGCCGCUUGACUACAACCAAUUCCGUUGGUUUGGUGUAUACCGGCCGUAUUGGCAAAAGUGGAGUCAAUCCUAAGCCCAACUUCCAAACUAUCAAUUAUAAUGGUAACACCUAUGAAUUAUUAUACACGGCGCUUGAGAAAUAUAUUGGAGACGACAUUUACCUUAGCAAGUUGAUUUUGAACGGUGUGCGUCGGCAAGAUGAGGGCUUCUAUGCUUGUGCGGCAAUUAACUUCCAUGGGUAUAACAUAAGUGAAGCUUACCUGAAAGUUGAUAACAAGAAAAUUGUGGAAUAUUGGACGGAUUACAAUAACAAUGGAGCAGCUUAUACUGAUCGACGCGAAUUCUGGAUCCUCUUUCUUAUGCCAUUGGGGUUGGCUAUGUUUCCGCUAGUAGUCUGGCUCAGUUACUUGGCUUACAAGAGGCGUUUGGCACGCAGCGAAGCAAAAAAAAAAUCACCUACCUAUUCCGAUGAGCUCUCGGAAGGGGACCGUUGUGUGUUGAGGACGUAGAUUUAGUUAUAUAAGAGGGAGGCAAACUAACUGACCGAAAUGAGAGACAUUUUAAUCAAUUCAAGCCAGAACAAUAAUUGAACAAAAUGUACAUACAUAUUUAUUAGUAUUUUUACGAACUUUUGUAGCUGUUUCAUAGGUCCUACCCUGGAUAUGAUUUUACUAGGGGCCGAAAAUAACAGUUUUUUUCGAUGUUAUAAAAGUUCGGGGCAACAUAUCGUCGUAGAAGAAAGUUAUACUUUGAUCCCAGGGCCUCAAUCCCUUAUUCCUUUUAUUUUUCGAACGUUUUAGGAAUAAGUGAAAUAAUAACUGAAAAAUCCGGACUUUCAUAUUUUUUUAGUUCACAGUUAAACUUGGCCAACUAUUUUUUAAGGCCGAAAUAAAAGUCCUUGCUAGUAUAA
Molecule: messenger RNA, 1847 nt
Organism: Rhagoletis pomonella (apple maggot)
Lineage: Eukaryota; Metazoa; Arthropoda; Insecta; Diptera; Tephritidae
Gene: lsn
Product: vacuolar-sorting protein SNF8
Exons: 4
Coding region: 157-1446 (429 amino acids)
Biological process (GO): protein transport to vacuole involved in ubiquitin-dependent protein catabolic process via the multivesicular body sorting pathway
Cellular component (GO): ESCRT II complex
Source: RefSeq, a predicted model, not a curated record